UGAAGGAUAUGCGGCUGACAAUAGUUAUGUUUGCCAUUUGGGACUGUCGAAACAAAUGCAGAUUUCAAUCUCAAAGGCCCAAUCUCGAUAAAGUCUUUUCGGAUCAUUCAGCUAGUUGGGGAUUUCUCUCAUGGCGUCAUGUUCCCCUCCAUACACAACAAGAAAUAUGUUUAUUUCCGACAGAUUUUUCCCACAGAAAAAUUUCCAUAAGAAUUUUUCAAAAAAAUGACGGAUCAUACAGACGGUCAAUUAUUUCAUCGGAAAGUUCACAUUUCUAACGAAUUAUACCGAUGGAAUGGGGAUCCGUUGGAAACCAAAAUUCCCCAAAACAAAAGACGACAACCCUAGCCAUCUGAAUCACUUGGUUUUUUUUUUUGCGUUCUUCUCCCCCUCCUACCCCAUUUCCGUCGUUGACGGAUACCACACCACAAGACCUUCACGGAUAGCAUACCACACCCUAAUUACUUUGUCGCAGUGACACCCAGUUGGUGGAGACAAAGUCGCCGUCGCGGCCUCUUCCAUUGCCAUUCAUGGAGGCAAAUUUGUUGUGUGGCGUCCAUUUUGGUUGCACAAAGUCGCUUGCUUUCCAUUCCAACAUUCAUUCAUUCACAACCUUCUCCUUAUGCUUACGUUUGCUGUCGUCCGGAAAGUUAGCCCUCACGAUGUUGCACCUACACCAUCUCCACCUCCGACUGAAGCUAGACCAUUUGUAUGUCAUCUUAAUGCACGUGGACUAUCCUCGGUACCUACAUCCACACCAUCCCCAUCGUUGGUUCAUGCACGUGGACCAUCCUCGGUACCUACAUCCACACCUUCCCCAUCCCCGGCUAUAGCCAACAUGCCUACAGAUGAAGAUGCUACAAAUUUGGCGAUGGAAGACCACCCCCUUAAUGAUUGUCCAAUGAUUAUGCUAAUAAAUGGAGCGUUCCAUCCAUCUAAGGUUCCAACAAAGGCUGUCUCCUUGUCCAUUAGGCAACAAUUUGGUCAGCCUUGACCUACUUGGGAGCAAUUCCAAAAGAUCAUCAGGAUCUUUUUUUCCCAUCGUUUUAAGGUAAAUUGUUCUUCUAUUAAUGAAUUAGUUCAAUGGUUGAAAUGGAUAUUAUGGCUGAUUUUUUAAUAUCAAAUUAUAAAAUUCCUAUUUUUCUAAUAUUGUAUCGUUUCAUGACUUUGUUAUACUUUAGAGAAAAUUGGUCUGGAGACCCGAGGAAGAGAAUGAAAUUAAAAAAAAAAACUUUUAACUCGAAAGCAUCUCAUAGACUUUCUGAGAUGUUUAGGGAUGCUUGAAAUGAAAAUAAAAGGUCAUAUUGGAUUGGAGGUCAUAUUUGGAACGAUCUGUUAUCACGUUAGUUUGUACCUGAGUAUCGUUCCAAGUGUGCAUAGGCCAAAAAAAAGUCGGGCAUUUGAAAAGGGUGUAUGUAUGCACACAGGUGGUUCUAUCAGCUUGCAAGAUCACGUCAUUCGCUUGUCAGAGGAGCUUGGUCAAUCUGUAUAUGUAGAUGACGUCUUUCAACAAACUCAUUUACGAAAGGAUACUGGUCAAUUUGUCAAUGAUAGAUCUAGGCAAACACAUGAAGAAUUCGAGGCUAGACUAUCUCAAGCUAGGUCUGAUACUACAUCAAGUGUUGGUGAAUCACAACUCACUCCUUUAGACCCUACUGAAGAACAAAGACUUAGGAGUCGGUGUUGGGUUGCUACCGCAGGACCAAAGUGUAAGGGACACCUUUAUGGUACUGGAGACCUUGUUCAUGCUUUCAAAUGUGAAAAUGAAAACUUCAUGCAACAUAUACAAGGAUUUUCCAGUGGUGCUAAAGAUGUUGCAGAGAUUAACUGACUAAGAGAGGAGUUGCGUCAAUCAAAGGAGGAGAUGUGUGUUUUUCAGUCCGUUGUCCUUCAAUUCCUACCUUCUGAAGUGUGAAACACUAUUCAUGAACAACAAAAACCUCACCAACAGAAUCAUGAACAGUAGGACCACCAACACCAGUAGGACCAGGCAAAUGAUCAGUAGCAGGACCAGGCAAAUGACCAACAACCAGAUCACCAGCACGAACAUGAUGACCAACAGAGCCACUCUACUGAUGAUUAUUUUGAUUAAUGAGUUAGCAACACAAAAUCACUAUUGGCAAUCGCCAUUUCUUUUACAUUUGUUUUAAAUUUAACUUAACGAUUUAUUUUAGUCUAUGUUUUGCAUUUAUCAA
Molecule: messenger RNA, 2195 nt
Organism: Glycine soja
Lineage: Eukaryota; Viridiplantae; Streptophyta; Magnoliopsida; Fabales; Fabaceae
Exons: 5
Coding region: 1277-1831 (184 amino acids)
Source: RefSeq, a predicted model, not a curated record